CGACGCAUUUCUUGUUCCUGAUAUAUCCAUAUCUACCGUUGGUGAUACAGUCAGAUCCAUCUAACAAGUGACCGUUCAUAUUGUUCUGGUCGAUCUGAAUCGCGCCAUCCAAGACUGGAAUGCAGAUCCCGUCGUGCCAGUAUCCUUGGCCGUUCUGGCCAGCGCAGGGCUCCCCUUGGUUGAUGGAUAAAAGUCCACCUCUGGUGUUCAUCGAAUGGGGAAUCCUAACGCAAUUUCCGAAUUGCAUGACUCCCGGAGCUCCAUUCACAAGUUGGCAAGGGACCCCAUCUUGCUGCGACUCAGACCGAGCAGCGACUCCAAGGGGAGACUGAGAGACUCAGCUCGUUUUCCACGUCCGGCUCACCAGGACGCAAAGCCCAUUGUUCAUGACACCAGGCUGUCCUCCGUUGAGGAUGCACCCGUCUCCAUUUCCGUAUGUCGGUCCAUGAGGAGCUCCAUAACCGUUGCCUAUGAGUGCAUGACCACCGUUGAGCAGACCAGUGCCGAGCAAGCCGUUGCCUAGAAGACCGCGGCCCUGAGGCAUCUGUUAGACC
Molecule: messenger RNA, 554 nt
Organism: Kockovaella imperatae
Lineage: Eukaryota; Fungi; Basidiomycota; Tremellomycetes; Tremellales; Cuniculitremaceae
Exons: 1
Coding region: 215-523 (102 amino acids)
Source: RefSeq, a predicted model, not a curated record